This is a messenger RNA of Raphanus sativus (radish), 911 nucleotides long. RefSeq lists its product as uncharacterized. Bases 140 to 709 code for a protein of 189 amino acids. NCBI's taxonomy places the organism in Eukaryota, Viridiplantae, Streptophyta, Magnoliopsida, Brassicales, Brassicaceae. The record is from RefSeq and is a predicted model, not a curated record. The transcript is spliced from 2 exons.
CUAUUCCUCACAGUAUUCUACCUUACCUUUUUUAAUUUCUUUUGUUCAUAUAAUUCGAAUGUACCAUACUUCUCUAUUUAAAUCAACUUAUUAUUCUUAAAACGUCAAAGAAAGUUUAUAUUCAAAAGAAGAAAAAGCUAUGGAAUGUGAAAGCGAUGAUCAAGAACGGUUCUGUGCGACUCCUAAGCUGUCUCUCUUCUCGAUUCCGUUAAACAGAGCAUCUUCCGAGACUCCUGGCCUAGCGACGCCGCCUGUGAACAUCGCCGGAUCGGUCCCGUUUAUAUGGGAAGAAGCUCCGGGAAAGCCACGCGUUUCGGAUGAGGACAAACCGCCGGCUUUCAAGCAGAACGCCGUGCGGUGCCUUGAGCUUCCGCCGAGACUAGUUUUGCAAGCCGCCGUGAAUGAGCCAUCUCCGACCACAGUUCUUGAUGGUCCUUACGUUGUACCACGUCGGUCUCUGUCGUUGACAAGGAGAAGCGAGAAAGACACUGAGUGUAGAUUUGACUUUUCACGUUCCACGAACGGUCGCUGCUGCGACGGCGGCGACACAACGGUGAAUAUCAGCAGAGUCAAAAGAAAAGGAAGUCUUUUAAACCUUUCUCAUUCCAAAUCGCAGUUCUUGGCAAGGGUUUACAGAGGGUUUAAGCAAGUAAUUCCAUGGAGACGUAGGCAAGAUAAUCUUCCAAGGAUGAGUUCUUCCAAUGUCUAAUAAGAAUCUCUCCACUUUCUAUGUAACUCUUUAGUUCAAAGAUUAAUAUUCAUCUGUAUAUACCAUAUAAUUUACAGACAUGUCAUAAUAAUUACAGUUUUAACCUUUUACUAAAUGUACUAAUUAACAUAAUCAAAUUAUGACACAUACCGGUGGGGGAGCUAAGACAAUGUGACAAACCCACUAUGUUUUCUCUCUUUCU